Copidosoma floridanum is the source of this 923-nucleotide messenger RNA. Its product is annotated as 5'-deoxynucleotidase HDDC2. Gene Ontology annotation, cellular component: cytoplasm. Gene Ontology annotation, molecular function: 5'-deoxynucleotidase activity. Lineage: Eukaryota; Metazoa; Arthropoda; Insecta; Hymenoptera; Encyrtidae. The record is from RefSeq and is a predicted model, not a curated record.
UAAAGAUACACCUACUAGUACUCAUUAUUAAUAAAAUCAAACUAAAUAUUGAGUGUCGAUCACUUGUAGCUAUUGACUGAUUAUCAACCAUUAGCAUAUUAAGGGAAAUAUUUACCUAUCAAGAUGAAUAGUACAAGCUAUGAAGACGGUACGAAAAACAGUGUGGAUGUAAACAAAAUAAUUGAAUUUAUGCAGUACAUCGGACGUCUAAAGCACAUUAAGAGGACUGGUUGGGUGAGGAAAAAUAUUCCCGACCCGGAAACCAUUUCAGGACAUAUGUACCGAAUGGCAAUGCUUUCCUUCCUAGUUGACCCCAAGAAGAAUUUAAAUAAAUCAAAAUUAAUUGAAAUGGCUUUAGUCCAUGAUUUAGCCGAAUGCAUAGUUGGAGAUAUAACUCCUUUUUGCGGAAUUUCACCAGAAGAUAAGCAUAAAAUGGAAAAGGAGGCAAUGAACGAGAUCUGUAAAGAUCUUGGAGAAAGGGGCAAAGAAAUCCUAAAUAUUUUCGUGGAAUAUGAAGAACGCCAAUCUCCAGAAGCCCGAUACGUUAAGGACCUUGAUAGGGUUGAUUUUCUAAUGCAAGCGUUUGAGUAUGAGGAACGUGGAAACAAACCAGGCCAAUUGCAAGAGUUUUUCGAUAACUGCAAGGAAAAACUACAAGAUCCUUUGCUUAGUGAUGUCGUCGAGGAGAUCAAAUGUCGAAGGAAAGCAUUAAAACUGAAAAAAACUAACAAUAACAGCUACGUAUUUGUGAGCGUUGCUGUAUUAUUCAUUACAAUAGGGGCAGGUUUAUUAUUCAAGCUUAUAAACAUGUUUACGAAUGGACCCGUACUCAAUUUUAAUUAUUAAAAAAAAAAAAACUAAUGUACAUUAAAACGCGUGCGUGCACCCUCAAAAGCGACAAGGUACGAGAGCCACUGAUGCAA